CAGGUGUUACCCCUUUGUCUCCCACUUAGUUACCACUUACUUCUCUCGCCUCUCCUAUGAAAUCCGAAUACAUCCCCAUCCUUUAUAAUGGACGAUAUCCAGCAGGAAAAGAUAAUAUCCCUCAUCAAGGAUGGAGAUCUGAGUCGACUGAUUCCUACCUUGGAAGGCGUUCUACAGAAGCAGGAGGAACAACUCACCUCGACCACCGACCCAACCAUCUUGCUCCAGACUGCAAUUCAGGCCAUGCAGCUAGAUGUGCUAGACUACCUGUUGACCCUGUUUUUCGCACAGGAGGGAGGCAAGCCGAAAGAGGGCCACUUGCGACUGCUGGGCCGGGUUGUGAUCCUGGAAGCCCUGGACCGCGAUCGAGUGCCAGUGUUUGAGUUGCUCUGCCGUCACGAUCCAGCGCUCCAAACCAUGUAUGUUGGCCAUACGGGACCCCCGCUCGCAUGGGCCGCGAAGUUCGAGAACCUCGCGCUGGUCUCCUUCUUGCUGGCUCGCGGCGUGGAACCGAACAAGACACAGAUAGAUCAUCGCCCAGCAGUAUCAAUAGUGGCGGGCUGGGGGUCCUGUGCCGUGAUGGAGUUGCUGUUAGACCACGGCGCCGUCGUCUCGGGGACCGAUGCACUGUUCAACGCCGCGUUCCAGAGACGCAUUGACAUGCUGGCUCUCCUGCUUGAGACGAGGAAGGCGGCAGACAUCAACUCGAUUCAACCGGACCGGUCCUCCACUUGGCUGUCCGGAAGAGGAACGCGAAAGUGGUUCGCAUGUUGA
Molecule: messenger RNA, 774 nt
Organism: Penicilliopsis zonata CBS 506.65
Lineage: Eukaryota; Fungi; Ascomycota; Eurotiomycetes; Eurotiales; Aspergillaceae
Exons: 2
Coding region: 88-774 (228 amino acids)
Molecular function (GO): protein binding
Source: RefSeq, a predicted model, not a curated record